AGACGGAGGAGGAGGCUAUGAGUCGUCCUCAGUUCAGAGUACCAUUUUAAAAUCAGCAGCGAGAGGGAAGAAGGUAAAGGGGGAACAAGAAUGUCAGAAAAACUUGUUUAUGCUGACUUGAACUUGACUGAAUCAACCAGGCCCAAACUACAGAAGGUCACUGAUGUCCAAGAUUCUACAUAUGCAGAAGUGAAAGUGCAGUCCCUAGACAGAAGCGCUGCAGCUAGCUACACAUCAUCUGUAGGUAAAAGCUGUUGCUCCAGAACACGUGUUGCUGUAUUGGUUGCUGUGAUAAUCCUCCUAUUGGUCUUAGCAGUGUGUCUGAUACUCAUGUAUCACCCAACUGCAAGCAGACCAUCUGACUCAAAAACCUUCUCCACCACCUGUGAAGAUGCACAUGCACUAGGGCUGGAAUUAACUACAGAGAAUGGCAUGGAUCCCAGGUGGCCUGGUGAAAAUCAUAAGCAGAACCACACAGGCUGCCCCAAACACUGGGAAAAAAAUGGGGGAAAAUGCUACUUCUUUUCUCAAAUGCAGAAAGAAAACAACUGGAAUGACUCCCGUAAAGAAUGCACUGACAUGAAUGCUGACCUGGUCAUCAUUGACAACAAGGACGAACUGAAUUUUCUUUAUAAACGAUCUAGAAGUAAUUACUACUUACUUGGUCUCACAUAUUCUCAGAGUGAGAGGAAGUGGAAGUGGAUUAACAACGUGGAACUUAGCACAGACAUGUUUUGUAUAGGAGGAGACUUUACUGACUAUUUCUGCACUGUCAUUGGACAUGGCAAAGUAGAAACUGCACCUUGCAGUGGAGCCUUUACAACACAAAGUAUGUGUGAAAAAGCUGCAGAUAUUUCAGAAAGGCAGAAGGAGAGCUAAAAACAAGAUGUCCGAGCAGCAAUGUGAUCCCCAGCUUCCUGUAGGAACGGCAAAUGGGAUUUGUCUCAUUUAUCUCUAGCUGUCUAAAUAUCUAGUCAAAGGGACUCUUACAGGACCCUUCUAGACACCUUGCAAAGCUUAGCAUAUUCUUUCCCAAGAUGUGUGUCUGAGACUGGAUGGGUUCCCCUCUAGAAGGGCAUUUUCACACAUCAGGAGCCUGAGUAACUUGCUCAUACCAGAUGCCCAAGUUUCACACAGCCACUGUUAUAUGAUAUGAGUCCAGCCUUAGCGAUAGGUGUGAUUACAGACAGAUUCUGUCUCUUAUACACACAUGCAUAUGCACCCAUACAUUCAGAGCCCUGCUUGUGCAUGAGGAGACACAUCAAAACCUUGCCACGCACUGGUCUUCCGUGCAGCCACAAGUGAAGGUUAGCACAUAUAUGUACUUUGGAUCCUGUAGAAAAGGGCAAACACACUCAUUGCCAUGUGUCAUAGAUAUAAUUGACAGCACAAAUCAAAUGUGUGUGUGUAUAAACCUUAUUCUGUAAAAGACUGUCUUUGUUAAAAAACACACUGGAUACCAAACCCUGUAGGGCUAAAAUGUGAUUCACCAAAACAUCCAGAAAUGAACCUACACCACAGCUCUGUGCAUAAAAAAACCACCAGCCCUGUGCAGGUGAGGGAAAGGAUAUCAGGUUUAAAAUUAGCCCAGCUGGGGAAGGGCACAGGAUGAAGAGCAUUAGAAACCACCAAAGCCUGAAAAACACAAUAAUAGCUCAAUUGGACAGAAAAUACUCAAAUCAAAAAACAGUUAUCUGUGAAGAAGCUGAUGAGAAGUAUGAGAGUGACCUACAGAGAAUGAUAACACAUUUGGAUUAUCCUGUUUUUCUUGGAUAAUGAUCAAAAGAGAAAAUUAUGCAUGAAGGUUCUUCCUGCACAGAGAAGUUAGAGCCAACAGCAGAAACAGGUGGUGCCAGUAGAACAGAGAUGUGAUCAGCAAAUGGUGAAUAUUUCCAAAGCUCUUCCACUGUGCCUCAGCAGCUCUUGGGACCCUGGGGCUUUUGUGACUCCAAGGAUUAUCAUUCUUAAUGUCUCCAUUAAGGCAGAAUCAUUCCUACUUCAAAUGGUGCCAUUCAUGGCUCUCUCCAUCUGCAGGAUGGAGAAAGACCUGUGAAUUCCUUGAUGAAGUGGCAGUGAUGUCAUGCUUUCUCAUUGGGGAAAAAAAGAGUUUUUGCUUAAUCAAAGAAUUUAUAAUCAGAACGUUCUGGCCAAGGAUAGUGAAAAUGGGAUCAUACGGGAAAAGCUCUCUCAUUCUGACUUCAGUUUGAUGCUCCUCAGACAAGCAAUACUCCUCACUGUCCUCAUUCAUCAAGACUCUUAUGAAACACGUUUGUAAUUCCCCCCAAAGAACAAAGUAAGAUUGUGUAGCUGUAACAGAACAAUCUCAAUGGCAGAAACCAGAAUCUAAACUAUUAUUUCAGAAGGAAGCUGUGCUGGAAGGGCUAUUUGUUUGUAGUCAGUAUAUUGGAGGGGGUGGGAGAGUGCUCUAUAUUGUGUUACAGAAGGCUGCCCUUUUAUUUUCAUAUUCCAGCCGCUGCCCUUUGAUCAGGUGAGCUCUACUGAAGGUGAGGUCAGGGAAACACCUCUUUCCUGUGAGCCACUGGACCUAGAAGGAGUUUGGAGUCUUCAGCAAGCAGCAGAUCUAAGCAGCUGUGAGUCAGAGGUGACAGAAAGGGGGAAGCUGAAGCUGCCCUAGGGCCACUGUGGAAGUACGUGAAGCCCAUCAAACCCAGAAAGGCACAGGAAGUCACAGGACUCAAAAGCAAAUGCUGCUUACAAGGAAAUCUCUAGCAAGGGAGGAAGUUUGAUCGAAAGUGGCUUAUUUACUCUGCCUCUGUGCUUUCUUUGUUCACAAAGUUAUCUUUUCCUGAUUUUGUUAUCUUAGUUUUUAAACAAAACUUAAGUUGACAGUUUGGGAUUCUUUUCUUAUCUUCUGGCGUGCCCACUGCAAGCAAAAGGUGAAACAUUUCAUACUAACUCUGACUUGGUCAAAGUUUCAUCCUGAUGCCAAGGACAAGCAAUCCUAAACCUAUCCAAACCUAACCUCUCAGAGCUCCUGUGGCUGGUGCCUGCAAAGAAUUACAAGGCUGGUUUAAUUAUUUAUGCAGUUGACACUGCAAUAGGUUGACACUCAUUUGGAUAGUCAGCCAACAGUGUCAGCACCAUUGGGCACAUUCUAGACAUCUGCAGGCUCCCUUAGUGACCAUUAUCAAGAAGAACCUGGGACUGAGAGAUACCUCCAAGAAGUCUUCCUAAGGGCUCAUCCUGUUUUCACAGACCUAUAUGCCAGUGUGUUUCAAGCAAAAUGUUACUGGGGCCUCACUUCUCUAGUCGGUAAGAAUUGACACCUCCACUUUUACCUGUGGUGUGGCUGACAUAAAUACCAUUAUUUCCAUGCAAUUCUCCCCCUGCACAGUUUGAUUUUAGUUAACUGGAAUGAUCUCUUCAUGAAAGUAACAACAAACAGAGCUAAGUGGCUGAGUACAUGCUUAAGAGAAAAUAUGCGUGUGCAUAUAUGCUUACACAUAGACACAAACAUACACAUUAACCCUCUGAAAAGCUUUCUUAGUUAAAACUGUUUGCUGACUAAGCUCUGCCCACGUGCCAUUUUAAGGAGGUGCCAUUCUGAAAAGAAGAAAAACCCAAUAUUUCAUUUUCUGCUGGAUCAACUACUAGAUGAGGAGGAGGACCAUGUGAGGAGAGAAGGAUCACUUCCAGCAUAGGAAACACAGGUUUCAUUUAUACAGGGUUGUUUUGCUUCAUUGUUUUUUGUUUGGGGCUUGGAUGCUUUUUGGGGAUUGAGGUUUUUUGUGGGGUUUUGGGGGUUUUUGUUGGGUUUUGUUUUCCUAGUCCUGGUAACUUAUGCUUGAGCAUGUUAAGUGCGUAUCAAAUCUUUGGAGAUGAAGUUACCAGACUCUACUGAGCCUCUAUAACAAGCACGUACAAACAGAUAUAGAGAGGCUGUAUUUAGAGAAAAGGGUAAUUUCCCUUUUAAAUUUCUAAUGUCCACUGGUGAAGGUGUUAUAAAGUUUCAGUGAAGUGGCUGUAUAAGUGCUUUUAACACAACUAACAAUGUGCUUUUUUCCUUAUUUCAGCAUUAGAAAUAACAGAAUUAAUGAACUGGGACUUAAACUAUAGGUUUCACUGUUUGCUCCAUCUGUAAAAAAAAAAAAGAAAAAACCUCAAAUGUUUCUAAAAAUGCCUUUUGAUAUUGGCUUGCUUUUAAAAGGCCAGUUUUGCUCUCUCACCCACAACUUUCUUUGUUAAGAAAGGGACCCUUCUAUGCUUUGCAACAGAAAUGCUUGGCAUAGGCCUGACUGACAGGAGCUUCCUACAAACCUCCCUGCUCCUCCUGGUCCUAGACUAGAGUCUGAGUGCAAGUGAGCAGUACAAAGGCUUCCUACAAUUAAGCCAGCGCUUAAACUCUAUGUUGCAAUUAGUAUAACUAUUUUGUCUAGGUGUCACAUUUUCUUGAUGCAGAUUGGUCAGUUAUUACUCUCUCAUGUAGAUCUGAUAUAAGGUAGUUUGUAGUUGCAAAGCAUAUUCUUUUCCCUUCAUGAAUUGAACAGCAGUGUGAUUGUACAGUAGCUAUGCCCAAGCGAUUAAAGUUUUCAAGCUUUCAGCAUUA
Molecule: messenger RNA, 4567 nt
Organism: Strigops habroptila (Kakapo)
Lineage: Eukaryota; Metazoa; Chordata; Aves; Psittaciformes; Psittacidae
Product: C-type lectin domain family 5 member A-like
Exons: 8
Coding region: 91-879 (262 amino acids)
Source: RefSeq, a predicted model, not a curated record